Messenger RNA from Acanthamoeba castellanii str. Neff, 522 nucleotides. RefSeq names its product RUN domain containing protein. The record is from RefSeq and is a predicted model, not a curated record. Lineage: Eukaryota; Discosea; Longamoebia; Acanthamoebidae. The coding region runs from base 1 to 522 and encodes 173 amino acids. The transcript has 7 exons.
AUGAACGACUCGCACAUGGAGGCCAAGCGCCUUCAGGAGGCCGCGUUCAACACCCUCCAUGCCAUCCUCGACACCACCGGCUCAUCGGAGACCAUCAACGCUUCGAUGGAGCAAUACAACCACUUCUUCUGCGUCGUGGAGAACAUUCUGGGGCACGGCAUGAAGCACGACAAGAAGUCCUUCUGGGCGUCGAAGCCGGAGCCGCGGGACUUCUUUGAUCUCCUGGAGUGCCUCCCCAAGGUGUGGUCGCAAGGGAAAAAGGUGAUGGACGUGGUAAACAACUUCCCCACGGCAAAGACCAGCAAGGGCAAGGGCCGGCUCUGGCUUCGCAUAGCGCUGAAGGAAAAGAAUCUGAAGACACUUCUCACAAAACUGACCCAAGACCAGAGCCUGCUUCGCAAGUUCUAUGAGGACGAUGCUCUCUUGCGUAAUAACGACCAGCUGGAGAUGUUUCUGGGCAUCCUCUCGCCUCUCGAGGUCCUCAACGUGCCCGUAACCUUCCGGUGCGGACUUGGACUUUGA